UCUUUCCCCAUCCCUGCGUCAUACCUUCCCUGACACUCGAGAAACCGCCAUUUUAUUCAAUACCAGCUGGACUCCGAUCCUUUUACAAUUCCUGCCUCAAACAUCACAUCGCUAUCUCACUCGCACACUCACACUCACAAAAUGUCACACCCCCUCCAACGAGCCGCCUCGCUCGCCCUCGCCUACCCAUGGACCACGACCCCCCUAAUAAUCAGCGCCCCGAUGCGCGUCAUGGCCGGCCCAGCCCUAGCCGUGGCGGUGUCCAGCGCGGGCGGGCUGGGGUUCCUAGGCCCGAACACCAAGACGGACAACAUGGCGUCGGACCUGGAGGAAGCCAGCGCCCUGCUGAGCACCCUCCGCUCAACCCCAAACAUCGCCCUACCCCCCAGCACCACCAGCACCACCCUCCCCAUCGGCAUCGGCUUCCAACUCUGGAGCGACUCCCUCCUGACGGCCCUCAAACUGAUCAAACAACACAAACCAACGGCAACAUGGCUCUUCGCGCCCGCCAACGGCCAAAAAGACCUAGACGUCUGGACGCGCGCCAUCCGAGAAACGCAGCCCGAAACGAAAAUCUGGAUCCAAAUUGGCACCGUCUCCGAGGCAGAAUCGCUCAUCGCCGCCUCAUCGGAGAAACCAGACGUCAUCGUGAUCCAAGGCUCCGAAGCAGGCGGGCACGGCCGCGCAUCCGACGGAAUGGGCCUCAUGGCCCUCCUCCCGGAGAUCGUGGACAUCGUCUCGCCAUCAGGCAUCCCUGUCGUCGCGGCCGGCGGGAUCGCCGACGGACGAGGCGCCUCCGCGGCGCUCUGUCUCGGCGCGAGCGGCGUGGUCCUGGGCACGCGGUUCCUGGCGUCGACUGAAGCCAGGAUUAACCCCGGGUAUCAGGCGGAGGUGGUCCGCGCGAGAGACGGCGCGACGAGUACCACCCGCACGUUGCUGUAUAAUCAUCUCCGCGGGACGUAUGGGUGGCCCCAGGAGUAUAGUCCCCGGGGAGUGGUGAAUCGGUCCUGGACGGAGUUUUGUGCGGGCAGGCCGUUUGACGAGUUGAAGAGUGAGCAUGAUCGGGCGCUUGGGGAGGGGGAGAAGGGCUGGGGGGUGGAGGGGAGGCUGGCGACGUAUGCGGGGGCCGCGGUAGGGUUGGUUAGGGGGGUGAAGGGGGCUGGGGAGAUUGUGGAGGAGGUUCGAGAGGAGGUGGGGAGGUUGUUGGGUUCUUCUGUUUGA
Messenger RNA from Aspergillus heteromorphus CBS 117.55, 1221 nucleotides. RefSeq names its product nitronate monooxygenase. Lineage: Eukaryota; Fungi; Ascomycota; Eurotiomycetes; Eurotiales; Aspergillaceae. The coding region runs from base 142 to 1221 and encodes 359 amino acids. The transcript has a single exon. Gene Ontology annotation, molecular function: nitronate monooxygenase activity. The record is from RefSeq and is a predicted model, not a curated record.